Messenger RNA from Juglans microcarpa x Juglans regia, 1419 nucleotides. RefSeq lists its product as uncharacterized. Gene Ontology annotation, molecular function: protein binding. Lineage: Eukaryota; Viridiplantae; Streptophyta; Magnoliopsida; Fagales; Juglandaceae. The record is from RefSeq and is a predicted model, not a curated record. The transcript is spliced from 3 exons. The coding region runs from base 198 to 1160 and encodes 320 amino acids.
CUCUCCUUCGGCCUUCCUCUCUCUGAGAAAAUCCCCUUUUGAGUCUUUGACUCGCUCCACUUCCCCGAGGGCUCUCUCUCUCUCUCUCAACUCUGUUACAUCUCUCAAAAGCCAGAUCUAUAUUAACGAGCUGCCUUCUUAUUCUCUGUAUAUUACAACGUUGUCUCUCUCUCUCUCUCUCUGUGAAAUCAAAAGCCAUGCUUCUGAGGAGCUCCUCCGCACCGAUCUUAAACUCAUCAUGGAUACCUCACACCAAGGAUUCUUCCCCAGAGUCUGAACCAGUUCUCCAUCUUUCGAGAACCAGAUCAGUUUCCUUGACAACAUCUUUUCAUCAUUUCCCCACCGAGGACUCGACCAAGAAGCUAACCCAAGCCUUGACAGAAACCGAUUUUCAAUCCCCACCGACGCUCAGAAAGAGGAAUUCCAUAUCUCGCUCCCCUAAAAAACUACCAAAAAUCACUGUCAAAGAAGGUGAAGAAGAGGAACAGGAGCUAAAGCCAAGUUUGGUGUCAUCGGUAUCUUCAGUUCAGAGGCUUUUUUCAAGCUCUGGGUUGGGUGAGAGUGUUGUGGAUAAUGAAGGGUGUGCUGUGGGGAAGAAAGAUAGCGUUAUGCAGACUCUGGUGGCGGGCGGUGGAGUUGGGAAUGAUGGUGGUCGGAUUUGUGGUGGUGGUGGUAGGCGAGGAUCAAAUGGUGGAGAUGGGGGUGAUGAUGGCUGGUCAGGGUCUUUUGAAAGCAAUAAUCAUGGAAGUGAGAACACUGAUGUUUAUUACCAGAAGAUGAUUGAAGCAAACCCAGGGAAUGCACUUUUGCUUGGAAACUAUGCAAAAUUUUUAAAGGAGGUUCGUGGAGAUCUCACUAAAGCAGAAGAGUAUUGUGGACGAGCAAUUUUGGCUAAUCCAAGCGAUGGAAAUGCUCUCUCUCUUUAUGCUGAUUUGAUAUGGAAAACCAAUAAGGAUGCUGAUCGAGCCGAGACAUAUUUUCAUCAAGCGGUUAAAACCGCCCCAGACGAUUGUUAUGUCUUGGCUUCGUAUGCUCGAUUUCUAUGGGAUGCUGAAGAAGAAGAGGAUGAGGAAGAACAGCACAAAACUGAUCACAGUCAUGCUUCUCCAACGAGUUUCUUCCAUGGAGCUUCUCACCAGUCUCAUUUAACUGCAGCUUAAUCUCAAAUCUUCAAAACUCUCUCUCCCCAGUUGGAUAAGCUCAAGUAACAUAGUAGCUAAGAAAUAACGUACCCCCCCUUUCUGUAAAUAUGGGUAAGAACUGUUUUUCUGACAAUAAGUUCUCAUUAGCUGCCCCCCAAAUAUCAGUAAAUCAGGAACCUUUUGAAUGUGUGAAAAGAGGAAAUAUGUACCUAUGGGUCAUUUGACUUUUGUGUUUGCCCAGUAUCAAGAAAAGAAAGUCAAGUCCCCUAAUUGUUAA